UCUUCUGAUGGAGCAAACAAACCCUUGGGAAGCACAGGGGAUCCCGACCAUCACCCAUACUCCGCAAGUUUUGUCGUCGUCUUCGUCGCGGGCCGAGAGGUCCCUGUCCGCCUCGGAUAAGAAACUCAAGAAGCAAAUCCAACCACGCCAACUGCUGAGUUGCACUAAAUGUCGAGAACGCAAAUGUGACCGCACAAAACCAUGCUCUGCUUGUUGUGCCAGGGGCCUUCCCAAAGAAUGCCACUUUGUCCUUGGAGAGGGCGCCGAUUUUGGACCUAUCCAACAGUCCCUUGAACUUCGAAGACUGCGGGCUGAGAACCAACGACUCAAGGAGCGUCUCUUGGCCGAGAGGUCUUCGCUGUCGGAAGACAGUGAAACUGAGGAAGGUACUGCAAAUGCCAGAACAAAUUCCAUUGCAAGACAGGUGAACCGUCAGCGACGACUUCGCGCGAGCGAGCAGAUUGACAGCAUCUAUUUUGGAUCUCCAGGAUUGGCGAGUGUCAUAGCUGAUGUGGAACCAAAAUCACUUUCACACGCGAUGCCCCGAGCGGCAGACAUGUAUGCUACUCAAGACGCCAUGUAUCCUUUCCCGACACUCUGGCCUGCCAUGUCGCGUACUCACGGUUUGCUACAAUGUCUGCCAUCGCGUGAUCAGCUCUACCACUACCUUGACGUCUUUAGCCAAAAAGCUCGAGGUUUCGCCUUCCCUUAUGUACCUGAAGACCUGUCGCAGAAGGAAGUCGAGCGUUUCCUCGAGAAGGCUGAAGAGAAUGCUGAGAAGGUUCCGGAUCUGCUCGCACUCAUUUUUGCAGCGCUAGCUUUGGGCGUGCAGCUGGACACAUUCGGAAGUCGCAAGGACGCAGAACCUGGCGUCACCCAAACCAGCAGUCGCAAGGGCGAAAUAUUUUCAAUGCAAGCUCUUCGUCUAGCAUCUUUCACCAGUCGUCCCACCCUGAGAGGUAUCAAAGCCUUGAUUAUGCUCGCCCCUUACUUGACAAACAGUGGACGAUUCCUCGAUGCUUGGUCCCUUUCGGGCCUCACGAUCCGCUUGGCUCACUCUAUCGGUUUGCAUCGCAAUCCUCGCUACCUGGACCCAGCGCCAUCGCUCCGGGAGUCUGCAGUGCGCAAAAACCUGUGGUGGUGGCUACUGCACAUGGAUCAGGAGUACUCGAUGACUCUUGGUCGGCCGUUAGGCAUCUCUGGGAUUGGAGACUGCCCUCCACCCGACCCUCUCACCACAGAUCCAGUGGCACUACGACUGAACGAGUUCUUUGACCAACUCACGAUUCACGGGCGACAGAUACUGAGCAGUAAUCAACUCACAGACUCAAAGAUUGAUAUGUACACCGAUCGUCUUAUUGCUCUGUGGGAUACGAUGCCAGACUCUCUGCAGUUCAACAGGACCUGGAUCGAAGAGGAAACAGAGAUCCCCGAAUGGCCACUGGAGACAAGAGCAGCGAGCUACCGACCGCGCUCUCCAAGAUUUACUCAUCUCGGCGCUGUCCCCGACUUUCCUGUGCAACCAACAUCACAUACCCCCUCACCCGUUCCCGUGGUGCCGCGAGGUAGGCCGUUAGUGAUCGAGUCUUGUCUGGCACUACUGGACGCCUUCCAAUUCUUCUACAAACGCGUACCGUCUGCGCUCGUCGAUUGGACCAUUGGCCAACAAGCUUUCAACGCUUGCAUGAUCCUGUUGCUCGAUGGCCUCGACUGCGGAAGUAUUGAACAUGUUGGAAGAGUAGAAAAAGCAUACGCGAUAUUUGUGGAAAUGGACAAAGCGGAAAUGCACCAGCUUACAGGAUUGGCCAUGUCUCAGAUCACAGACGGGCUCAAACUGCUGAGACAACAAUCUGAGACACGCAAACAGUCGAUGAACGAACAUGCCAUAUCACCUAUGAGUGUACCGCAAAGUCACGAGGGAGUCUCUGAGAACCCUUUCGAUCUGAGUAUGGGUCAACAGCUACGCAGCCGUGACUUCUUGCACGAGUCUGUCAUGGGAGCGACCGGCAUGUUCCUUCUCGAAGAUCCAGGUCUCCAAACCAGCGCCGCUCGACGCAAAGGGCCACCCUCUGCUGGCGGUCUACUUACUCCUGAAGUUGCAGUCGUGCCUUCUCCCGAACCAUCAAGCUUUAAAGGUGGUUUGAUGCCUCACCCAGCACUGCUGGAUCCACGACGAGACUCUGCACAUCCUCUGCUGUACACUCCCGCCUAUCAUCUUGCCCCGAUGCCAGCCGUACCUACCCACUAUCAUCAACUCAUACCUCAGCAUUUGACAGAGAUGCAACCUAUGCCAGCUUGGAACCAUGGCGAGGAUUGGCAAUCCAAUGGUCAACAAUAUCAACAACCCCAACAGACACUUUACACACAACAACUGGUACGAGGGGGAGGACAUCACGGAUCCUUACAGCAGCGAAACCAACAACAG
Molecule: messenger RNA, 2425 nt
Organism: Aureobasidium uvarum
Lineage: Eukaryota; Fungi; Ascomycota; Dothideomycetes; Dothideales; Saccotheciaceae
Source: the annotation of a GenBank genome assembly